Lucilia sericata (common green bottle fly) is the source of this 1037-nucleotide messenger RNA. RefSeq lists its product as uncharacterized. The coding region runs from base 131 to 304 and encodes 57 amino acids. The record is from RefSeq and is a predicted model, not a curated record. The transcript has 7 exons. NCBI's taxonomy places the organism in Eukaryota, Metazoa, Arthropoda, Insecta, Diptera, Calliphoridae.
UUAUUAAAAUUUUUCAAUGGCGGUGGUCAACAAUGGAAAAGACGGAGGAUGCUGCAGAUUCUGGUGGAAUAUUGGAAUGUGGCUACAGUUAGCUAUUGGGUAGGUGCUGAUGUAAUUUCUGGAGUUGGACAUGUGCAAGAUUAAACUUCUAGAGGAUCUUGAACUUCAAACUGGCCUUAGAUUUCGUUUAGGAUCCAACACUAAUCCAACACCUGAGGAAAGUGAAGUGGAAGAUCGAGAACCUGUGAAAGGUCAGGUUAUUAAGACUUCAAGUGUCCCUGAGAAGGACGAACUGCAGGAAUGAAAACGCCAUUUAGAUGCCAAAUUCAGUGGAAUUCAUGGGAAUUGGUGGCAACAACUACAACAACAACAAUAGAGAGCUAAAUGAGAGCAGAUAAUGAAGCAGAUAAUCCGGGUGAGUGAAACGUUAAAAUAGUAGAAAAACUAGAAAGUAUGUUAAGUGGACUGGACAGCUAGUAUAGGUAGUUUAAGUCGGACUGCAUAGAAACCUUUUCUUUUCACAAUAAGUGCAGGAUUCGGUAGCAAUAACAAAAUAAAGUUUAGAAAAUCUAUGAAACAAGGUCCUAAACUACUUGUUAUUACUACUGACUCCAAAUGAAUUGUGUUUAGUAUAGUUACUGAUUAUAUCCAGAACAAAACUGAAGAUUCUGUACCAUCAAUCAUUUAUACCUCGGCCAGUGACAAUCUGCUUACGGAAUGAACAACUACAUGUUGGUCUUCCAAUAUGUAUUGUCCCAAUUGUUUCCUUUGGUAUCGGCUCGCUGUAAGAUCGGACUCAGAAUUGCGUCAUUGCCCUAGGUGACUAAUAACCCUUACGCCUUGAAUGGCACGGUACCGGAAGGCUUUGAUGGGGUUGCACCUACUAAUAGGGUAAUGACCGGUUACACAUGUAAUCAGCUAAGAAACGUUGGCCUUAAGUCGAUCCAAACAAAUAAUUAAUCAUUCCAAAGUAGCUAUGGAUCUCACUGGACACGAUAUAAAUGAAAGAUAAGUACAGAACUCAGUACUGUUCAGGC